Danio aesculapii is the source of this 1611-nucleotide messenger RNA. It is a transcript of the gene trim110, whose product is annotated as tripartite motif containing 110. Bases 1 to 1611 code for a protein of 536 amino acids. The transcript has 8 exons. Gene Ontology annotation, molecular function: protein binding; zinc ion binding. NCBI's taxonomy places the organism in Eukaryota, Metazoa, Chordata, Actinopteri, Cypriniformes, Danionidae. The record is from RefSeq and is a predicted model, not a curated record.
AUGCUCACUUUGACUGUUUGUGUGAAAACAUCCUACUCUAGCUUUCAAAGAAGACUGCAGGACACAACAGCUGCUAUGGGCUCCAUAGAGGAACAGCACACGUGCCCCAUGUGUCGUGAUCUAUUUGGUCGAGCUCAGCCCUUCCCCUGUGGCCACAGCUUUUGCCCGACCUGUGCACAAGAGGCUUGGAGCCAGAACAAUGGCUCUGGCAAGCGGAGAUUUGUAUGCCCACAGUGCCUGGAGGAGCAGGGAAUGGUGCUGUGUGACUGUUGUCCGGAAGAAGAAGGCGACGAGGCUCAAGAAGCAGUGAAGACCUGCCUGAAUUGUGAGAUCUCACUGUGUGAGCAGCAUAUGCAGCCACAUCUGCAACGUCCCGUUUACAGCACUCACCUGUUGGUGGAGCCGCUGAUGGAGGUGUCCCGCCGAAGGUGUCCAGCCCAUCAGGAGGUGUUCCGCUAUUACUGCAUGGACGAUGGGCAGUAUGUAUGUGCUGACUGCAUCCUGGAAGGACAACAUACUCAACAUCAGGUCAAAGGGGUGAGAAAAGUGGAAGAGGAGUAUAAAGUCAAAUUGCAGAGCCUGUUCGAGAAAGCAGAAGAAAAAAUAAAGCAGGGUGAAAUGAUGCUAAAAGAACAUCAGAGUGCUGGUCGAACAAUCAUAGAGGACUCCUCUGUGAGUGACGUUUCUCAGGUGUUACAGAUGGGCUCAGCUCUGCAGGCUCAGGUGGGCCGACUGGUAUCUGCUGUGAUAAAAAUCACAGAGCAGGAGAGGCAUAAGGCAAUGGAGAGAGUGCAGGAAGACUGCAGCCGAGUGAAGGGAGAUCUGAAUCAAACUGAGAACAUCCACCACUUCCUCGGCUCCCUGCUGGAAGAGAGCGACCCCUUCCUACUAAUCUGGGCAUUCCAGACAGAGGAUUCACAGAUGAUGUUAGAUCUCAGCUCACCUCUGUUCACACCACCGCAGCCCAGCAUGGAUAAGAAACGUGUCUUAGAGAAUGUGGAAAAUAAAUACAGAGAGUUCAUAGCUGACACUCUGCGCUGCCUUAUUGAGCUCAAGAGAGAUCUCUUAAGCAGCCCAUUAACCUUGGACAAAAACUCAGCUCAUCCUCUCCUUCACAUCUCUGAAGACCUGCGGUCAGUGAGGAGGGCGCCAACCCGUUUGCCUGUCCCUGAUCAUCCUGACCGCUUCGACCAUUGGUCUCAGGUGCUCUCCUGUCAGAUAUUUUCUUCAGGAACCCAUUACUGGGAGCUGGAGGUGGAGGGUUUCUGGGAUAUAGCAGUGACCUACCACUGUAUUGGGAGAAAAGCAAAAGAGGGCACGGCCUUUGGCUGCAACAAGAUAUCCUGGAGCCUGACACAACAGCAUGAUAGGAAACUAUCAGCCUGGCAUAACCGGAAGAAAACACACCUCUCCGCAAAAAUGUCUGGCAAUCAUUUAGCAGUGGCUCUGGACUAUGAUUCUGGCUCCAUCACCUUUUCAGAAGUCGGACCAUCUUCCACCUUGCUGCCCCUUCAUAACUUCAGCAGCAGCUUCACCCAGCCCAUCUGCCUCGGCUUCGGCCUUUACAAACCAGAACUAAACAGCAGAGUCACCAUCCUCAAGAAAAUAUGA